Molecule: messenger RNA, 1385 nt
Organism: Austrofundulus limnaeus
Lineage: Eukaryota; Metazoa; Chordata; Actinopteri; Cyprinodontiformes; Rivulidae
Gene: tm6sf2b
Product: transmembrane 6 superfamily member 2b
Exons: 11
Coding region: 139-1284 (381 amino acids)
Biological process (GO): regulation of lipid metabolic process; lipid homeostasis
Cellular component (GO): endoplasmic reticulum membrane; endoplasmic reticulum-Golgi intermediate compartment membrane
Source: RefSeq, a predicted model, not a curated record
AUGCGUGCCUUUGUUCAGUUUGAUUAAUCCAACAACGGGUAACCAGACGGUACGACCCCACUCUGCUUCUUUUUUUUAUUCUUUUUUAAAACUAUCCUGCAAGAAGAAGAAGGAGGAGGAUAAGCUGGUUUUGAAGAGAUGGAAACUUUGGUCUUUUUGUUUUCAUUUUCUGCCCUUGGCGUCCUUUAUGCCAUGAACACCAUUCCURUGUUUCAAGAGCCAUAUGUGAUCCUGGAGACUGGGGUUGCUGUUUUGGUGAUAGUGUUUUUGUUUUACUACCUCAUCACUCGUGGAAACCCACCUAAGGACAUCUUAUUCUUUGUUUUUGCAGAAUUUUCUUUUACCUGCAUCAUUGACCUGAUAAGUGCCUUGGAGUAUGAUGGUGUUGUUUCUGGCUUCAUGGAAUUCUACCAGAAGACAGGUGAGCCCUACUUGGGGACAGCCUAUGGCAUCAUGAUGUGUUACUGGGAUGGCAUAGCCCACUUCAUCAUGUACCUGAUGAUGAUCAACAGGAUAACAGACAGGAGAGCCUACCGCAACCUGGGCCUGUUCUGGGCUGGCUCUUUGUGUGCCAACAUGAGUGUGUUUAUUACUGGAAUAGUGGCAGGUAAAUAUGGGUCAGAGAUCCGUCCAGCGUUCUGGCUCAACUUCCUCUUUCUUUUGAUGCCUGUGUGGGGUGCUGUUUCACUCUUCACUCGGCCCAAGGACAGACCACUGAUUGGCGGAUACAAUGCCCACAACAUUCAGAGCAUGAAGCUAAUCUGGCGUCCCUUGGACCUGAUCUUGGUGGUGCUUCUGUUAGGCGCCAUGGGCUUUACUGUCCUCAGAGGAUUGGUGGCUCUGGACUCUCCGCUCACCGCCUGCUCGGUUUACCUUAGCCAAUACGAACCCUACCUAAAGGAUCCUGUGGGUUACCCUAAAGUUACGAUUCUGCUUUUGUUCUUUUAUGGAUUACCUCUGCUGGGUGCAUUUGUCUACGGCCUCCUCAAACCUGGCUGCACUUGGAUGUCAGACUGGACCACAUUUUUUGCUGGAGUUGUGAUCCAGUGCCAGUGGUGCCACAUCGGGGGGUCCCUCCACUCUCGCACCACAGCUCCUUUUCACAUCCCAGGCGAUGUUUUCUGGACAGUGUUGGCAGCUAACSUGCUCUAUGCAGCCGUCCCAGUUCUGGUGGCCCUGCGGGUUCAGAGCAACCCUUACUUCUUCCUCAAAAUUGCACCCUUUCCUGGUCAGACUGGUUUGCCAAAUAGUGAGGAGAAAGAUACCAAGUACAAAGAUAAAUAAUUCCUYACCUAAUCAUUUAUUUAAUGGUCAACAAAAAGGUGUAUUAUUAGAAAUGUUGCACUUAAAAAUGCCAAAAUAAAAGAUUAUUUUGCUCAAAAGCA